AUGGAGUCACAAAACAAAAAACAGCGUGGGGGGAAGUGGACAGAAAAUCAACUAAAAGCGGCCCUUGAAGCGGUACAAAAAGGAAAGAUGUCACAACGAAAAGCAGCUGCAACGUUUAACGUACCAAGGCGUACAUUACGAAAUCAUAUUAAAUCUGGAUCUACAAAAAAGAUAAUUGGUCGCACUCCAGUUCUUAAUAAAACACAAGAAAAAGAUUUGUGUAAAAGGGUGAUUAGACUUGCUCAGGUCGGUCUACCUUUGACUUCCAAAAUAGUUCGUAAACAAGCUUAUGAAUUUUGUAAGGCAAAUAGUAUACCAAAUUCUUUUAAUGAUAAUAAAAAUAUAGCUGGAAAAAAAUGGCUGAAAAAUUUUGUCAAACGAAAUCCAGAAAUUUCGCUUCGCAGGGCUCAACUAAUGAAUCCGGCAAGAGCACAGAAACUUAAUAAGUAUAUUGUGCAACAACAUUUUAAUGCCAUUAAAACCAUUUAUGAAGAUCUGAAUAUUUGUAAUCAUCCGGAGCGUCUUUAUAAUAUGGACGAAAAGGGGUGCAGAUUAACAAUCCACCACCAACACAAAGUAUUUGCUGCCAAAGGGACCAAACGGGUACACUUCGUUGCCCAAGAACACGCAGAAAAUGUAACAAUUGCUAUGUGCGUGAAUGCAGCAGGAAAUAGUGUACCACCAAUGGUUAUUUUUAAAGGCAAAAGAUUGCGACCAGAGUUUUGCGAUAAUAUGCCUCCCGGAACUUUAGUAAAGAUGGGCACGAAGGGAAGCAUGACGACCGAACUAUUUGUUGAAUUUAUUAACCACCUGGGUCAAUUUAAAUCUCAGGGAAAAUGUUUGUUAAUUUUUGACGGGGCCUCUUCCCAUUUGGAUGCUCGAAUCGUAGAUGCUGCUGAUGCUCAUGACAUUGUGCUUUAUUGUUUACCAUCCAAUACUACACAUGAACUACAACCCCUUGAUAAAUCAGUUAAUAAAUCUUACGAACAUUUCUGGGACGAAGAAGUUUUACUGUAUGCAUAUCAGCAUCCAGGUAGAAAACUUACGAAAACGCGUUUUAGCAAAAUUUUUACGAAGGUUUGGUCCAAGUGUACAACCAAAGAAAAUAUAAUUAAUGGGUUCCGUGCGACCGGGCUUUUUCCGUAUGAUCCAAAUGCAAUUCCUGAGGAAGCGUAUGCGCCUUCAGCGCUAACGCAAUUGCCCAAUCCACGUGAUAUAGAACAAAAUGUUUCAAGUAUAAAUGAUUCCACAUCUGAUAUUAUGUCAGCAUCACGGACUUCUAUUAUUCGAAGUUCUCUUUUAUCCCCAAGACGUGAUAAUAUGUCUGAUACAGAUGUCACUGAUUGUGAAGAAAAUCUUAAAAAUUUAUCACCAUCGAUUCUAACUGAAAAUGCUGCUAAUGAAUGGACAGGCGUCAUAGAACAAAGAAAUGUACAAAAUCCGCAAUCUUCAAAUCAUAUUACAAAGCUAGUUGAUUACAGUUCUUCUUUAGAAUCCAAUAUGGACUUGCAAGAACAACUUCAAAUGCAACCUUUUCUAAACAUAAAUUUUAGAUAUUCUUCACCAGUUCCAACUACUUCCGGAACUAGUAAUAUACAGCCUCGUCCGAGGUUGAAUUCUAUUACAUCUGAUAGUUCUGAAGAAGAAGGCAUUACUACUUUUUUAAAGAAUUUUCAAUAUCCCUCAAAACUCAUUGAUAUUUACACUUCAUCUUCCGAUUCAAACGAAGAAAAUUUAAACCCAAACUUCACAGAACUUUUACCAAUCUCUGAGCAAAUGCAGAUUCAAUCUGAGGAUUCGGAAGAUAAUUUACCGCUAUUAAAAUUAAAGAACUCCCCUCAUCACGUUCCAUAA
This is a messenger RNA of Parnassius apollo (apollo), 1854 nucleotides long. The record is from the annotation of a GenBank genome assembly. NCBI's taxonomy places the organism in Eukaryota, Metazoa, Arthropoda, Insecta, Lepidoptera, Papilionidae.